Molecule: messenger RNA, 1800 nt
Organism: Ananas comosus (pineapple)
Lineage: Eukaryota; Viridiplantae; Streptophyta; Magnoliopsida; Poales; Bromeliaceae
Product: DUF724 domain-containing protein 3
Exons: 4
Coding region: 172-1494 (440 amino acids)
Source: RefSeq, a predicted model, not a curated record
GAUUGCGAACAAAUGCUCCGUUCAUCUUCCUCGUCUGUAAAUGGCAGCGACCUCCGUUCUUCAGUAGUUUCUUUACUCCUCCCGCCAAAUACACUGCACGACAAAACCCUGAGCAAAGCCUAGACGAAGAUGAAGAAGGGCGGGGAUCGCCAUUGACGGAGGAGGAGAUCCAUGGGGCCGGGGGGCUUCAGGACGGGGGACGAGGUGGAGGUGAGCAGCGACGAGGAGGGCUUCCGCGGCGCCUACUUCGAGGCCCGCGUCGUCCGCUCCAUGCCGAAGCUCCGCCGCUACACCGUCGAGUACGACUCCCUCGUCGCCGACGACUCCCUCGUCGCCGACGACGACCCCGGCGGCGGCUCCGGCCUUCCCCGGCCGCUCCGGGAGACCGUCGACGCGCGCCACGUGCGACCCCGCCCGCCUCCCUCGGCCGCAUCGAGAUUCGCGCUCCACCAGGCCGUGGACGUGCUCCACAACGACGCGUGGUGGGUCGGGGUGGCGGCGGCUGCGGCUGCGGCGAUGGGGAGGGGGAGGAGGAGCGUCGUCGUCUCCUUCCCGGCGUCGAGGGAGACGCUGGAGUGCGAGCUCGAUCGGGUUAGGGUUCAUCAGGAGUGGGUCGAGGGGAAGUGGGUUUUGCCCCAGUGGACGGGAAUUCCUAAUACAAUGUAUGAGAAAGGAACUCAAGUUGAAGUUGCUUGUUUGAAAGAGAACAUGCCUAUUGCUUGGUUUCCUGCUGUAGUUUCUAAGCCAAUUUGGAAGAACAACUUCCUGGUUGAGUACCAGAAUUUGAGAUAUGAUGGUGGUAGAAAAGUGCUAUCUGAAAUUGUUGGUUUGCAGCACAUCAGGCCUUGUCCGCCGCAUUCAUCAUGUGUCAAUUUUUGCCUUCAUGACGAGGUUGAAGCUUUUCAUGAUAAUGGCUGGUGGCCUGGAGUAAUCACUAAGACUAAUCUGAGUUCUCUGUAUACCGUUAAGUCCAUGCAUUGGGACAAGGAGAUGAAAUUUAGCCAGGCAAAGCUGAGGCUCCGAUAUAAUUGGGUAGAUGAGCAAUGGAUUCUGGAAUCAAAGAAAUUGCUGGAAGCAACAUUUCGGAAGGGGACGAAGGUGGAGGUUAGCAGUGACGAGGAAGGUUUCGGUGGAGCUUGGUUUGCUGCAACUGUUGUUAAGCCGAUUGGAACAAAAUUUCUUGUGGAGUACGAAAAUUUGAGAGCAGAUGAUGAAACUAAGCCUCUGAGAGAGACCAUAGAUUUUUGCCAUAUCAGACCAACCCCACCCAACACCCGUACAGCUGGACCAAUCAAAUUACUCGAAGAAGUUGAUGCAUUCUACAAUGACGGCUGGUGGGUCGGAGUCGUAUCAAAGGUUCUGAGUUGUUCGAGGUAUAUGGUUUAUUUCCGGCCUUGGAAAGAAGAGAUGGAAUUCGGAGUUGAGCAUAUCAGGCUUCACCAUGAAUGGGUUGACGGACGAUGGCUGCGGACUUCAAGUGCACUGGAGUUGUGAGCAGUUCUUUUCUCUUUUUUUUCUGAAGUUUGUCUGCUGGGAGGCAAAUCUACAGUUUCGGCAGUAUGCUACUCUUCAGUAUACUCAGGCCGCCCAAAGAGAGAGGGUAGUAAGCUUGUAGUGGCCGAUGGUCGUAUAGAAGUUUUGCCUGUGUUCAUGAAUUGCACAGCCUUAAAUGGUUGGCCAUGGUAUGUUCUUUCUAGUGGAUUGAUUGUAAAUAGUUUGAUCCAAUUGGUACUACCAUGCUAAUCUACAAGUUGUAGAACACAGGAAUGAAUGCACCCGGCUUCUGUCUUUUACUCUCUA